Molecule: messenger RNA, 7442 nt
Organism: Acipenser ruthenus (sterlet)
Lineage: Eukaryota; Metazoa; Chordata; Actinopteri; Acipenseriformes; Acipenseridae
Product: tyrosine-protein kinase BAZ1B-like
Exons: 20
Coding region: 593-5458 (1621 amino acids)
Biological process (GO): chromatin remodeling
Cellular component (GO): WICH complex
Molecular function (GO): protein binding; histone H2AXY142 kinase activity
Source: RefSeq, a predicted model, not a curated record
UGCUGGCUGCCGGGGGUAAUAGAGUUUUGGGGUCGCACGGAAUGUUGCCGGUGGAGAAGGCUCUCCCGCCAUUUUUCAAUAAGGAUUUCAUCGCUGUUGUUUUUGCUUUCGCUCGCCCCAGUCCUUUGCGCCACUCGGUAUUUUCAGACCGACAACUGGAAUACGAAACAGCGAUUUACUCUGAGGAUAGAAAGCGCGCCAGACCCCCUUUCGAGCGCGCCGCUGUCGGCUUAUGCAAAGAGUCUUCAUCCCCCAGCCGAGUGGAAAGUGUUCCCUCACGGACUGCACUAGCGCAGGGGAGCCGUUUCAAAUUUCCCGGCACAUUUGUCGUUUUUUCUUUUUCACACAAACGAGGACCAUGGUACCACCGACCGCCUGAGCGAAAGACGAGCAGGCUGGAGGCUGUGCUAUUCUGUGCGUGAUUUCCGAGAGCCAUGCAGACAUAUUUUGUUUUCAAGUCGGAGUUGCUUUGUGAUAUUUGCGUGUUCUGACGUCUGUUUGUUUUUUUUUACUUUGAGGAAUUUUUGACAAGUGAAUAGUAAAGUCAAGACAGUGUUUUUUUUUUUUUUUUCCCGUCUGGCUCGUCUCUCCGAUGGCACCGCUCUUGGGCCGGAAGCCCUACCCGCUGGUAAAGCCGCUAGCCGAGCCGGCAGGCCCCGAAGAUGAAAUCUACACCGUGGAGCACACCCAGGAGGCCUUCAGGAACAAAGCAGAUUACGAGGCUCGCUUGCAGAGGUACAGCGAGCGGAUCUGGACCUGCAAGAGCACCGGCAGCAACCAGCUCACUCACAAAGAGGCCUGGGAGGAAGAGCAGGAGGUCACUGAGCUGCUGAAGGAGGAGUACCCUCUCUGGUUUGAGAAGCCCGUCCUGGAGAUUGUCCAUCACAACACCAUCUCCCUGGACAAGCUGGUUGACCAAGCCUGGGUCGAGAUCCUCACCAAGUAUGCCGUGGAUGAGGAGUGUGACUUUGAGGUUGGGAAGGACAAGAGCCUGCGUGUGAAAGUGGUGCGGAUCCACGCCCUGGAGAAGCAGGAGGAUGAAGCCUCGGACAAGAAGCUGGAAGGUGCCUGCGACUCCCCCUCCAGCGACAAGGAGAACUCCAGCCAGGAGAACGAGAAGCAGGAGCCCAUUGUGAAGGAGGAGAGCAGGAGGGACAGUCUCAGUGACCGAGCUCGCAGAUCUCCCAGGAAGCUCCCCGCCAGCCUGAAGGAAGAGAAGAAGAAAUGGGCGCCACCCAAGUUCCUGCCCCACAAGUAUGACGUCAGGCUGAUCAAUGAGGAUAAGAUCAUCAGCAGCGUUCCUGCAGAGAGCCUGUUCCGCACUGAGCGGCCCCCCAACAAGGAGAUCCUGCGCUACUUCAUCAGACACAACGCCCUGCGACUCGGCGCUGGGGAGAACGCCCCCUGGGUGGUGGAGGACGAGCUGGUGAAGAAAUAUUCCCUGCCCAGCAAGUUCAGCGACUUCCUGCUUGACCCACACAAGUAUAUGAGUCAUAACCCCUCUGCUAAGCGCAAGAGCUUGGGUUCUCUGGACGGGAAGCCCUCAAAGAAGCUGAAACAAGAGGAGGGAGGUGAGGGGCAGAAAGAGAAGAGGAAGAAGAAAUCCCCUCUCAGCCCCCCCCUUAGCCCCACACUAUGGAAUCACAUGCAGAUGAAUAAGGCAAUGAAUGGCACCCCCCUGAAAGUGAAGAACUCCACUGGCAACGGAGGGGAGGGAGAGAUGGAGGGCGAUGUGUUCAUGAAAACUCCCUCCAGGAAGAGAGAGAAGAAGCUAAAUGAAACCAAGCAGGGCAAAAGCAGGAAAAGCGGGGCCAAGGUCCUUAAUGGGCAGAAAACACCCAAGAGAGGACUCAAGCCAGCCAAGAAGCCCAAGAUGAAGCAGAUGACCCUACUGGACAUGGCCAAGGGCACUCCCUCCCGCAGCCCCCAGAAGAGGCUCAAGAGUGGCGGAGGGAGCACCCCCAAGCUGGGCAAGCCCCUGCCUCCCAUGGCGCUCCACUUGCUGCGUUACUACAAGGAAAACAAAGGAAAGGAAGACAAGAAGAGUGCCCUGUCCUGCCUCAUCACCAAGGCCGCCAAGGUGCUGUCUCCUGAGGACCGGGGCCGGCUCCCGGAGGAGCUGCGAGACCUCGUCCAGAAGCGCUGGGAGCUCCUGGAGCACAAGAGGCUCUGGGCAGCCAUGAGUGAGGAGGAGAAACAGGACGUGAUGCGCAAGAAGCGCGAGGAGGUCAAGGAGAAGCUGCGUGAGAAGGCCAAGGAGAGACGGGAGAAGGAGAUGCUGCAGCGCCUGGAGAAGCAGCGGCGCUACGAGGACCAGGAGCUGACCGGCCGCAGCCUGCCCAACUUCAAGCUGGUGGACAUGCCUGAGGGCCUGCCCAAUGCACUCUUCGGCGACGUGGCCAUGGUGACAGAGUUCCUGAACUGCUAUGCUGGCUUGCUGAUGCCGGAAGAUCAGUCCCCCAUCACUGCCGUGGCGCUGAUGGAGGCCCUGGCUGCUGAAAAGGGCGGCUUCCUGUACCUUAACAGGGUCUUGGUGAUCCUGCUCCAGACGCUGCUCCAGGACGAGCUGGCUGAGGGCUAUAGUGAGCUGGACAUGGUCCUCUCGGAGAUCCCUCUCACCCUGCACUCCGUCUCGGAGCUAGUCCGCCUCUGUCUGCGCCCCUGGGACGCCCAGGACGAGAGCGCGCAGGGUUCCUCUGCGGGGGACCUGGGGCUGGGCGGCUUCGACGACGUGGUGAGCAACGAGUUCCUGGAAAAGCUGGAGACAGCGGAGGUCUUCGAGCUGUCCCCACAAGAGAAGGUCAGUCUCCUGGUGGCUCUGUGCCACCGCAUCCUCAUGACCUACUCUGUGGAGGACCACGUUGAGACCAUGCAGCAGCGCUCUGCCGAGCUCUGGAAGGAGAGGCUGGCCACGCUGAAGGAGGUCAACGACCGCAAGAGGGCAGAGAAGCAGCGCCAGAAAGAGCUGAUGGAAGCCAAGGCAGGAGGAGGAGGAGGAGAAGGGGUGAAGGUAGAAGGAGAUGGAAAUCUGACGACUGUCUCCUCCUCGGGAAAGGCAGACAAAAAGAAACAACCGGCCGGUGGAGAGAAAAAGGAUCUGAACAAAGGGAAGGUGGACGCGGCUCCUGUAGAUCAGGAACCCGAGGAUAUGAUCAGCACAGUGAAGAGCAGAAGGCUGCUUUCUAUCCAGGCUAAGAAAGAGAAGGAGGAACACGACCGACUGACCAAGGAGCGGAUGGAGAAGGAGGCAGAGGAGGAGCGGAUACGCAAACAGAAAGCAGCUGCAGAGAAGGCCUUCCAGGAGGGCAUCACCAAGGCGAAGCUGGUGCUGCGCCGCCUCCCGCUGGGGACUGACCGUAACCACAACAGGUACUGGCUGUUCUCAGAUGUAGUCCCAGGGCUGUACAUUGAGAAGGGCUGGGUGCAUGACAGCAUUGACUACAGCUUCACACUGCCCCCGAAGAAAAAGGAGGAACAGGAUCCAGAAUAUAAACCAGAUGGAGGUGGAGGAGGGGACAACUGCCUGAACGAGAGCGGCCAGCAUAAUGGAGCUGAACUCUGUAUAGAAACAACCGUUCCCAAACAAGGACAGAACCUGUGGUUCCUGUGUGACACCCCAAAGGAGCUGGAGGAGCUGCUGGAGAGCCUGCACUCGCAGGGGGCCAGGGAGAGUGAGCUCAAGUAUCGCCUGCAGAACAAGUACCAGGAUGUCUUGCAUUCGCUCUACCUGGCCCGCAAGCCCAACCCGGGGCUGAAGGCCUGCGACGGCCACCAGGAGCUGCUCAAGUUCCUGCGCAGUGACAUCAUAGAGGUGGCAUCGCGGCUGCAGAAAGGCGGGCUGGGAUACAUGGACGACAUCACAGAGUUCGAGGAGAGGGUGCGCUCUCUGGAGAAGCUGAAGGAUUUCGGGGAGUGUGUGAUCCCCCUGCAGGAGUGCGUCAUCAAGAAGUUCCUCCAGGGCUUCAUGGCACCCAAGCAGCAGAAGAGGAGGAAGCAGGAGGAGAGCAGCAGCAAGGCAGAGGAGAUAGACGAGGACAAGAAGAUGGCAGAGGAGGCAAGGGUGGCCUCUGCAGUGGAGAAGUGGAAGACUAUGAUCCGGGAAGCCCAGACCUUCUCCCGGAUGCACGCUCUCCUGGGAAUGCUGGACGCCUGCAUUAAGUGGGACAUGUCGGCUGAGAACGCGCGCUGCAAGGUGUGCAGGCGGAAAGGUGAAGAUGACAAGCUGAUCCUGUGUGAUGAGUGUAACAAGGCCUUCCAUCUGUUCUGUCUGAGGCCGGCUCUCUACUCCAUCCCUGACGGGGAGUGGCUGUGUCCGUCCUGCCAGCCCGCUAUCGCUCGCCGCUGCUCUCGGGGCAGGAACUACAAUGAGGACACGAGUGAGGAGGAGGAAGAGGAUGAGGAGGAGGAAGACGACUCAGAGGAGGAAGACUCUGAGUCUGAUGAAGAUUUCAAGGUGGCUGGGCUGAGUUUGAGGCCUCGGAAAGGUGCUAAGGGUAAACAGUCUGCAUCUUCAUGGUCGCAAAAGCAGGGAGGAAAACAGGUUACCAAGAAAAAUUCCCCACAAAACUCCAAGAGCAGCAGGCAAAAGGUGAACCCGGGCAUCCCUGCUGACAUCGAGGAACUGGUGCGGCAGAGCUCGAGACAGGGAGUGAGCAGACAAGCCCUGGAGGUGCAGAGGUGUGAGGAGAUCCUUAACAAACUGGUCAAGUUCAGAUUCAGCUGGCCCUUCAGAGAGCCAGUAUCUGCAGAGGAAGCAGAAGACUACCUGGAGGUGAUCUCUAAUCCCUUGGACUUCCAGAGCAUGCAGCGCAAGUGUGCGAACCGGGAGUACCGCCACGCGGCAGACUUCGUGGAGGACAUGAAGCUCGUCUUCUCCAACGCUGAGCAAUACAACCAGCCUGACAGCCAUGUCCUUUCCUGCCUGACCAAGACGGAGCAGUGCUUUGUGGACUUGCUGCACAAACACCUACCGGGCCAGAGCUACAUGCGUCGUCGGCAACGCAAGAGGGUGAGCGACACAAGCAAGCAGGAGGAGGAGGAGGAGGAGGACGAAGAAACAGAGGAGAGCGAAAAGGAGGACAGUCACAGAACUCGGAAUAGCAAACAGAACAGCUCGGCACGCAAGCAAGGGCGCAAGGACAACGAGGAGGAUGACAGCGAGCAGGAGGACAGCAGGAAGACUCGGCACAGCAAGCGGACGGGCUCGGCACGCAAGCGGUAUGAGGAGGUGGAGGAGGAGGAGAGUGAGCAGGAGGACGGCCGCAAAACUCGGAAAAGCAGGCGAACCAACUCGGCUCGCAAUCAGAAACACGACGAAGAGGAGAGCGACGCUGAACAGGAAAGCAGGAAAACACGGCACAGCAAGAGGACAAGCAAGAGAGGGAGAGACGAGGAGGAGGAGAGCGACGGGGAAAAGAAAAACCAGCAACAUUCCAGAAGGCGAAGACAUAUAUUAUAAAUCCUUUUUUUUUUUUUUUUAAAUCCUUUGUUGGAAACUUAUACCUGACCACCCGACUUGGAUUUUUUUUUUUUUUUGAUAAUUCUUUAUUUUCCUUGUUUUUGUAUUUUGUAGAGCUGCUGAUUUAUAUUUGUAUCUAAUGUUUUCUUGGACUGUUCAGGAGAGUCGGUUAAUUCAUUAAAUGCACAGGGUUGGAUAUUCGGAGCUCCUAUACAAUGUCUUUGUAUUUGUAAUUUUUUCUGCCCUGAGAGUGGAACAGAAUUUUUUUUGGGGGGGGGUUGGCAGGCAUAGGAGCUUUUUUAAUACUUUGAGUUUUACAGCUGGUUGGGAUGGGGGCACCCCUCUUUUUGCCAUCAAGGGUAUCCUGCCUCCUUUCCAAUACAAGGGUUCUGCUUGUAUAUCGUCAUGUUAAAUGUGUAAGUUUGAGUUCAGAGAGGUGACGUGCAGUGCUGCAGCCCUCGUACAGACUCUACAAGCAACAUCAGCAUCUCUAAGGGCUUGCUCGUCGGAUCCGUCCUCUUGCCCACUGAAACUGGUGGUGUAAUUGACGUGGUGCUUGCAAACUGUUCAGGUGUACACUCGUUCAGAUCCACGCCUCCGUGUGAGGCAGGGGUAUUUUCACGUGUGAAUCUGUAUCUAUGCUCUUGAGUUGGGAACGGAGAUAGGAGGUUUUUGGGGUCAGGAAGUCUGACUUUUUAUAGCAAUUUUUUGAAGCAAUUUUUACAUGUAGUUGCCAUUUCCAAGCAAUGUCCUAUGUGCAAGCAACGGUGUGAGCAAAAUUGAGGUGAAGAUUGCUUGACCAUGUGAAGUUGGCAGGAGAAGAAAAAAAAAGGAAAAAAGUUGGCACUUUUUUGUUUUUAAAACAAAACCCUUUCUAUAGUAAAAAAAAAAAAAGCAGCCAUGUGUCUUCCAUCUCGGCUUUUGCCAGCAGAUGUCGCUGUUGGUCUGCAAUGUUUUUUUUGAAGUCCUCUCUUCAAUACUGAAGAUUUUAUAUUAGGGUUAUAGGAGGCAAGUUGGUGGUGUGUGUUGACUUAAGGAUCCUACCGUGGUUAGAGAGAUAAUCGGGCCCUUACUAGUGUGUCUGUUUAGCAACCUAACCAGCUGUAGUGCGGUGACUUCACCUGCCAGCUCUGUGGUAGACCAGUGUAACAACGUUUAAAACUAAAUACAUAAACAAAACCCCUCAACUUGCACCUUUUCUGUUGGUUAGUUUGUUAUGCAGAUGUUUUGAACUAAGAAAAAAAAUAAUCCUAUUUGUGAAAUCCUUUUAAUAAAAGAAACAGAUGGACACAAUGUUGUACAGAAGACAUGUUUUUUUGUAAUACCACCUCUUUUGUGCUGUUUUGAUCUUGGCUGGUGUUGUACAGAACUACCCCAUAGAAUUGUACAGAACUUGUCAGCCUCCCUCCCCUUCUCCCUUAAGUUUAUGUACCAGUGAAAAGACUCCUAGGUUUAUGAAAUUCUCUCCCUCCCUCCUCCCCCCCACUCACAUCCACCUGUGAUUCCUCUUCUCCUUUUCUGCAGCUCUGUAUAGUUUUGUGUUCAAGAAAGAACAAAUACAAAAAAAAAAAUCAAGUUUUUCAAUUUAUAGCUCUUACAGAAAAUGUGUGCCCUCUGCUGGGGAGGGUUAUUAUUUCAAGGGUAUAACAGAUGGCUGUCCUCUCCCUUCUUUCCUAUAACCCCUCCAGACUCCUAGUUAUAAUUUUUUUCCCCACUUUAUUUGAAAAUGACCCCCCCCCCCCCCUUUUUUAGUAAAGGAACAAGUCUGGUAGAUUAUUUUUACUUUUUGGGGGGAGGGGGGGUGGGGCUUGGCUUGUAUUAAAGACACAUUUUUAAUAAAGAAUAUGCAUUUGAGUUUGUAGGUUUCUGCUUUUCUUUUGUGAUCCUGUGAGAUUUGUAUUGCCCUGUCCACACUGCCAUCUUGGAGUCUGCCUUUAAUAAAGUAUUAUGAUUUUAUUUUUAAAUAAACUCCUUACCUACUGUU